UUAUUGACAUUUAUUUUUUAUUUAUUUGUUUGUUUAUUUAUUUGUUUGUUUAUUUAUUUAUGUUAUUUCAGUCUACCCUUCUUGCUGUCUUUAGUUGAGUUUUCACAGAAGAACCCUAGAGACGAAUAUCACAGACUUUUUCACAAAGUCUUCAAGCCGGGUUGUACGUAACACAGCCGUGUAUAAUCAUGAGCAUACAAAACAGUGAAAGAAUUUGAAUUGAGAAUUGAGAGAAAACAUUGAUAGAUUCAGUCUGUACAAAAAUCUGGAAAGUUCUACCUCGUUAGCCGAAAGCCUUGAAACUACGAUUUAAAGAUACGUUGAUUAUUUUUAUAGAAACAAACAGUCUGAAUCUUGGCUGACACCUGAUAUUGACCUCAUCUUGAAGUCCUUUUUAGCAGCCAAGUGAUUCAGGAUUUUCAGGGCAAGUUUAGUUGCCAAGUUAUGAAACACAGGGGUGUGUCAGUUGUGUGCUUCAGGACAAAUUGUGUUCUGUGUUAAUGCUUUGUUUUAUAGCAUAAAAUUCUGUGGAUUGGACAGUGUAUGUCAGGGGAUUGGACGGUAUAUGUCAGUGGAUAGGUCAAAUCUAAAUCAGUACCAGUACAGCAUUUAAGAUAUGCUGACGAGUGAUUGGGUUGAGAGCUGGAGCAUUAAGGAUGUGGCUCUCUGGCUAAAGAAGCAGGGAUUUGGUGAACAUGUGGAGCUGCUUUGCACUAAGCACCGCGUGGAUGGAGCUGCAUUGCUGUGUCUAACAGAACAUGACCUGCGAUCCCCACCACUGCAGCUCCCACGGCUCGGAGACAUCAAAAGGCUCACAGUUGCCCUUCGAGGGCUUCAGAGACAACAAACACGCUCACACACACCACCCAGUGACUUCAUUGCAGAUGGUGUGUUUCAAUCACAUACCUCAGGUUUAAAACGUUGUUUUAGCAGCAUAGACCAAAACAACCCACAGUGUAAUGGGGUCAGCAUGGCCAUGCGGGAGGAGCAUUGCCAGGGUUAUUCAAAUGGGAAAUGUAAGAAGGACUAUGGCUACCUGGACCCAGAGGGAUGGAAGACAGCUCUGAGCUCUGUCUAUGUGAUGCUGGUGUUUGGUAUCACUUCAUUUGUCAUGGUGCUGGUGCAUGAGAGGGUGCCUGACAUGCAAACCUACCCACCCUUGCCUGAUAUUUUUCUUGACAGUGUACCUAGAAUUCCUUGGGCUUUCGCCAUGGCUGAGGCCUGUGCUCUUGUUCUGUGCUACAUAUUACUGCUAAUACUGCUGCUGCACAAGCACAGAUCUAUUCUCUUUCGUAGAUUCUGUUCUUUAACAGGGACUGUGUUCCUGCUUCGCUGUGUCACCAUGUUCGUCACCUCCUUGUCUGUCCCAGGACAUCAUCUACAGUGUUCAGGAAAGAUGUAUGGUGAUAUCUGGGCAAAAAUCCUGCGCGCGUUACAGAUUUGGAGCGGCUUGGGUAUGUCCCUGACAGGGGUACACACGUGUGGAGAUUACAUGUUCAGUGGGCAUACAGUGGUUCUUACCAUGCUCAACUUCUUUGUCACGGAGUACACUCCACGUAACUGGCACAUUUUACACACAUUGGCAUGGGUGCUGAAUCUGUUUGGGGUAUUCUUCAUCCUGGCUGCCCACGAGCACUACUCCAUUGAUGUUUUCAUCGCCUUCUACCUCACUACUCGAUUGUUCCUGUACUACCAUACGCUGGCCAACACGCGGGCAUAUCAGCACAGCCGACGAGCUCGCAUCUGGUUUCCCAUGUUUUCUUUCUUUGAGUGCAACAUCAAUGGUCCUAUCCCCAAUGAGUACUGCUGGCCCUUCUCCAGGCCUGCCUUCAUGAAAACACUCAUUGGCUAGAAAGAAAGUGUGUGUGUAUCACAGCUUGGCUGUCUAGAUUGAUUGUCUGAUAGAUUUAGACUAUUAAAAAGAAUAAGAUAUUUAUUCAUUGUUUUUUUUUU
Tachysurus vachellii is the source of this 1953-nucleotide messenger RNA. Its product is annotated as sphingomyelin synthase-related protein 1-like. NCBI's taxonomy places the organism in Eukaryota, Metazoa, Chordata, Actinopteri, Siluriformes, Bagridae. Gene Ontology annotation, cellular component: endoplasmic reticulum membrane; Golgi membrane. The record is from RefSeq and is a predicted model, not a curated record. Bases 617 to 1852 code for a protein of 411 amino acids. The transcript has 6 exons. Gene Ontology annotation, molecular function: ceramide cholinephosphotransferase activity; protein binding; sphingomyelin synthase activity. Gene Ontology annotation, biological process: ceramide biosynthetic process.